UUUACCCCGAAAAUGCAGAAAACCAAAAGCUGAAGUUUCACCCAAACGUGUUUUCCUCUCCUUUCGUUGAUUCAUUCCCAUGGCAAGAGUUAAGCACACCCCAGCAUCGCGUAAACCUGCAAGAAAGAAAGCGCCAUCAGCAUCUGCAUCAACACCACAAUCCCAAUCACCUCGUCGUAGCGAGCGGAGAAGAACUCAAGAGCAACCGCAGUCAGCUGAGACUCAGGGAGGGAAGAAAAGGCGCAGUAAGCCAGGAGCAGCGGCACUUCGCGAGAUUCGAAAAUAUCAGAAGACUUUCAAGCUUCUUAUCCCAGCUGCACCCUUUAUUAGAUGUGUCAAACAGAUUACAAACCAAUUAUCUACGCAGGUCUCUCGCUGGACACCAGAAGCUGUGGUAGCACUCCAAGAGGCAGCUGAGGAUUAUCUGAUUCAUAUGUUUGAAGAUGGAAUGCUCUGUGCAAUUCAUGCAAAGCGUGUUACUCUUAUGAAAAAGGAUAUUGAGUUGGCCCGUAGGCUUGCAGGAAUAGGAAGGCCUUGGUGA
Molecule: messenger RNA, 541 nt
Organism: Abrus precatorius (Indian licorice)
Lineage: Eukaryota; Viridiplantae; Streptophyta; Magnoliopsida; Fabales; Fabaceae
Product: histone H3.3
Exons: 7
Coding region: 80-541 (153 amino acids)
Cellular component (GO): nucleosome
Molecular function (GO): structural constituent of chromatin; protein heterodimerization activity; DNA binding
Source: RefSeq, a predicted model, not a curated record